This is a messenger RNA of Debaryomyces hansenii CBS767, 216 nucleotides long. Its product is annotated as DEHA2E00330p. The coding region runs from base 1 to 216 and encodes 71 amino acids. The transcript has a single exon. The record is from RefSeq and is a predicted model, not a curated record. Lineage: Eukaryota; Fungi; Ascomycota; Pichiomycetes; Serinales; Debaryomycetaceae.
AUGAUUCGGUCACCUUUGGAUAGAAGAAGAAUAGUAAAACCAGAUAUAGCCCGUAUUUUGAAAAAGGGGUCGUUUCUAAAUUUGCAAACCCCCGACCUUUGUUUUGCUAUAGGGGAUUACAGAAAAGGAACAUACAAUUUGGCACAAGGAUUUGAAGAAUUAAGGGUAGCUAUAAACGAUCACAAACAAAAUUUAUUAAAUAAAAAGCAGGUGUGA